UCAUGAAGAAGAAGACGAAGGGGAGGAGUUGUGAUUGACAGUUUGCUGACACACGGUUCCCAGGGCAUGACGACUCUCAUCAGCAAGGGAAACAGCAAAGCUCUGAAGGUGAAAAGAGAGCCGGGGGAAAAUGGCACGAGUCUCACUGAUGAAGAACUGGUCACCAUGUCUGUGCGGGAGCUGAAUCAACAUCUCCGUGGCCUGUCCAAAGAGGAAAUCAUCCAACUGAAGCAGCGGCGGCGCACCCUUAAGAACAGAGGCUAUGCCGCUAGCUGCAGAGUGAAACGCGUCACCCAGAAGGAGGAGCUGGAGAAGCAGAAAGCGGAGCUGCAGCAAGAGGUAGAGAAGCUGGCCUCG
Messenger RNA from Staurois parvus, 357 nucleotides. NCBI's taxonomy places the organism in Eukaryota, Metazoa, Chordata, Amphibia, Anura, Ranidae. The record is from the annotation of a GenBank genome assembly.